Phycomyces blakesleeanus NRRL 1555(-) is the source of this 963-nucleotide messenger RNA. RefSeq lists its product as hypothetical. The record is from RefSeq and is a predicted model, not a curated record. NCBI's taxonomy places the organism in Eukaryota, Fungi, Mucoromycota, Mucoromycetes, Mucorales, Phycomycetaceae. Bases 1 to 963 code for a protein of 320 amino acids. The transcript has 18 exons.
AUGUCAAGCUUCAAGGUUCACGUCAAGGUCCACGCUUUUCAGGUCAAGGUCCAUGGUUUCAGUAUCCAAUCUAUGCAGGAAAAGCAUCAAGGUUCCGAUCUCCCAGCUAUGAUUAUAGUGUUCAGCCAUCCAGGUCAAGUGUCAAGGAUCCGAUUGCCCGGCCAUGGGUAUAGUUCUAGUCUCCAGCCAUCCAGGUCAAGCAUCAAGAUUCUGAUCUCCCAUUAUAUGGUUAUAGGCCAAACAGCAAGGAUCAAAACUCAAAUUUGGGCUACAGUGUGUUUACGAUCCGGCUACACAAUGAAAAAUUUGUUUUCCUUCCAGUGCAACAGGUAUAUACAUCUAGUUCGGCCUUUAGUUACUGUUGGCUUUAUUUCUCUACUGGCUUCACAGUCCAAGCCAGCCAUAAUGGAUCCUAUAUCCGUUCAGUGUUACAGUGUCCUUGUAGUCAAGGUGCCUUUACUGUCUAUGCCAAUGAUUCCGAAUCUGAGCCCUAUCCAGAGUGACAGGGCAACCAUUAAGGAUUCGAUCUCCAUCCAGUAUGACAGUGUUUUCACUGCCCAGGUCGAAGAACAAGGAUUUCUUCUUCAUCCACGGUUACAGCCAAGGCCAAUCGAUCCAGGUUUACUGUCCUCUAGGCCGAAGCCAACGAUCAAAGCUUUGAUAUUCUUUUGGGCUCACAGCAAGCGUUCAAUGCUCAGCUCUACAUCAAAGGUCGCAGUUCAUGCCGAGAAUCAAGAUUGCACUUCAAAAAAUAGGGUUAAGUCUAAUCGCAGAAAAGGCCAACAAUCAAGAUGCCACUCUCCUUCUUGGAUGUUAGGUAUACCAGUAUCUUUAGUCAACAUGGAUGAUCAAGUUUCUGCUUUUUGUCGAGGUCAAGAGAUAAAUUUCCUACUCUCAACCAUGAUCCACAGUAUUUUAAAUCCGAGUCCAACGAUUAAGCUUUGGCUUUCUGGUAAGGGUUGA